This is a messenger RNA of Rosa chinensis, 1737 nucleotides long. Its product is annotated as histidine kinase CKI1-like. Gene Ontology annotation, molecular function: phosphorelay sensor kinase activity. Gene Ontology annotation, cellular component: nucleus. The coding region runs from base 1 to 1737 and encodes 578 amino acids. Gene Ontology annotation, biological process: signal transduction; phosphorylation. The record is from RefSeq and is a predicted model, not a curated record. The transcript has 6 exons. Lineage: Eukaryota; Viridiplantae; Streptophyta; Magnoliopsida; Rosales; Rosaceae.
AUGAAUCUCCCCGUUUUGACACUGCAAAUGCGGCGUGUUUUCUUUGUCUUGUUGGUAACUGGCUUGGUGGUAGUGGUACUUUCUGGUUUAUUGAUCAGUGUGAUCAAACAUGUUGAGCAUAAUGUUUAUGUACUUGCUUUUUCGGAGAGUGGGUUAAUCAACCUUGUUCACAAGGAUUGCAGUAUGGCAAUCGUCCUCCUGAUUUUGAUGAUUGUCAUUAUGGCUGUCUUCCUCUUUAGUUAUUUUUUCCUAAUGCUGGCUGCUGCCAAACGGGAGAUUCAACUUUGUACCAAACUCAUAAAACAAGAUGAGGCAAUUCGACAAGCUGAGACAAAGAGUAUGAAAAAAUCUGAUGCAAUUACAAGCGCAAGCCAUGAUGUUCGUAAUGCUCUUGCUUGCAUGACUGAAUUGAUCAAGAUAUCCUGCAAUGAAGUUUCCCAGGGCUCCGAAAUAAAGAAAUAUCUAACACAAAUGGAUGCAUGUACUAAACACCUCUUGGGUAUUUUGAACUCUAUUCUUGAUAAAAGCAAAAUUGAAGCGGGUAAGAUGGUCCUUGAAGAUGAGGAAUUUGACAUAUUCCAACUUGUUGAAGAGGUAAUCGAUUUCUUUCUUCCAUCGGGUUUAAAGAAGGGCAUAGAUGUGGUGUUGGAUCCUUAUGAUUGCUCUCUCCUAAAGUUUGCACACGUGAGCGGUGAUAGGAGAAGGCUUAAGCAAAUAUUAUGCAACUUAUUAGGGAAUGCUGUCAAAUUUACUUCAGAGGGACAUGUCACAGUUCGUGCUUGGGUUCAGAAACCUAGUUUCAUGAAUUCAAUCACUGCGCAUGCUGAUUCUGAUCAGAAUAAUGGUUUCUUGAAGCAUUUGUUGUGUUUUUUUAACAAGACCAAAGAACAGUCAGAUGGCAUAAAAGCAGUGAUUGGUGUUCAACAUGAUCCAAAUUAUUUGGAAUUUGUUUUUGAGGUGAAUGAUUCAGGGAGGGGAAUUCCCAAGGAGAAGCAAAAAGAAGUGUUUGAAAACUAUGUCCAAGUCAAAGAAAAAGCUCAUGGAGAAGGAGGUACUGGCUUAGGACUUGGUAUCGUUCAGUCUCUGGUACGCUUGAUGCACGGAGAAAUAGGAAUUGUGGACAAGGAGAUUGGUGAAAAAGGGACAUGCUUCAGGUUUAAUGUUCUCCUGAGAGCUAUUAAUCUGCGUGAGGAUCAUAUAAAAUUACAACAAGACCUUGAAUUGGGAGGUGACCCUAGUUGUGAUGACAGAGAUCAACAAUUGGGAUUAAUGGCAAAUGCAAACCCCAGGGUGACCAUAAUUCCUAGUCCAAAUCUCACACCAAUUGGCAGUCCUAGGUUGAAUGUAUUCCGCAGCACCCCUAGUAGUGCUAAGGUAGAGGAAUCCAUUGUUGUACUACUGAUUAAAAAUGAAGAGCGGCGGAGAAUAGUUUACCAGUUCAUGAAGAGCAGCCUUGGGAUAAAGGUAUCAGUGGUAGAACAAUGGGGACAACUAGCUCAUACUCUCAUGAAAGUAGAACACAUGAAGAUGAAGGGUCAUCCUAGUUCGUCUUCAGGAAUAUCUGAUUUGGGUCUGCAGGACUGCUUGAGCAAAUCUACAUCAUGCAACUCCGGUAAUAUAGCAAAGGAGGUGCACCCUUUAAUGAGUGCUAUGGAUGAAACGUACAAUAAUGUGUGCUCUCUAUUUAAGAAGACGACUACCAAUGACCGUUUGGUUAGAAAAUCCGCAGUCUCAUAG